AUGACUGGGAAUCUUGCUGAAGAAGGCUGUACCCUACUCAUCCACAUUAUACUCAAAGGGAACAGCAUAACAUAUUUAUUCUACGCAGAUCUAGGAGAACAAAAAAGUGCUUUCCUGGGGGAGAAUAUCAAACUCUUUGUGUCAGAGCUAACCCAAAAGCCAGAGCUUCACAUCCCAGAGAUUCUUUUGGCUGAGAAGCCUGUGACCUUGAACUGUACCCUCAAAGGCACCUGCAAAGAAACCAAAGCCCUCUUCCACUCCCGGAAGAACUCGGCCGUCUCCAGCAGCUCCUCCCCAGUGCUGCACUUCACCCUGAGGCCUGGGGACCAUGGCAACACCGUUGGAUGUCACUUGAACUUCUCCCUAGCCAAUGUGACCAAAAACAGCUUGGUCAAUCUCCAAGUGGUCUCACCUGCCAGGCUGUUCAAUUCCUCUUGUUCCUUGGAGAAGACAGUUCUGUGCAGCUGUUCCUUCCACGGGAUCCCCACGCCGUCCAUGCAGUGGUGGAUGGGAGGUGUCCCUGUGGAUGUGAACAGCAUGGAUAACAUCCUCCAGGUGACUUCUUCCACACGUGCCCCCUGGGCCAACAGCACCAUCAACCUCAUCGGGGAGCCAGAAAUAGUCAUGAGACUUCGCUGUGAGGGGAAGAACCAAUAUGGAAUUCACACUUCCAGCAUCUUCCUGAUGCCAAAUAAGAAAGCAGUUUCCAGUGUGUUCGUGAAAGGAUUAAUCCAGGGCAUUGUAUAUGGAGCCAUUGCAUUCUCAUUGCUCUUCUUCUGCCUCGUCCUCUUGUCAAUGAAGAUGCUUACCUGGUGGGAGGAGCAUCAGAGUCCCAAGACCAAAGAAGUCCUGCCCCUUAAGAAACCAGAGCUGCUGGAGGAAACAUAA
Nomascus leucogenys (northern white-cheeked gibbon) is the source of this 888-nucleotide messenger RNA. Its product is annotated as sialic acid-binding Ig-like lectin 10. The coding region runs from base 1 to 888 and encodes 295 amino acids. The transcript is spliced from 5 exons. Lineage: Eukaryota; Metazoa; Chordata; Mammalia; Primates; Hylobatidae. Gene Ontology annotation, biological process: cell adhesion. Gene Ontology annotation, cellular component: plasma membrane. The record is from RefSeq and is a predicted model, not a curated record. Gene Ontology annotation, molecular function: sialic acid binding.